Molecule: messenger RNA, 1418 nt
Organism: Zea mays
Lineage: Eukaryota; Viridiplantae; Streptophyta; Magnoliopsida; Poales; Poaceae
Product: E3 ubiquitin-protein ligase SINA-like 5
Exons: 2
Coding region: 256-1269 (337 amino acids)
Molecular function (GO): zinc ion binding
Source: RefSeq, a predicted model, not a curated record
AGGGUUUGAUGGAGUGAAGUCUUUUUCGGAACUUCUCUCUUCAUUCACGCGACAUGACUUGUUUGCUCGUUCAAGCCAUCCAUAGACCGUAGCCCGUGUUGGGUUGGGGCCAGAAGGGGCUUCUGUAGUUCUGUUCUUGUGCUUGUGGUUACCACCGACCGAGCUCACGUUCUGAUCGUUUCCCAGUUCCCCAAACCGAACAAGAUGAUUUGGUACACUGCAGCUGGCACUACUACACUCGAGUAAGGGGAGGAGAUGGCUGGACAGAGCAAAAGGGGCACGCAGUCGCAGCUGGACAACGGCGAGCAGGUCCACAACGGCAAGAAGGCGAGGGCGCAGGCCAUGCCCGACGGCGUGGUCAAGCGGGAGCAGCAAGAGACAGGCGAGGCAGCGGAUGAGGGACAAGAGCAGGAGGAAGGGGAGGUUAGCCAAGGCGGCGGCGCGGGGGCCAUGGAGGAGGCGCAGAUCAGUUUGAGGUUCGGGCUCACCUUGUUCCACUGCCGAUCUUGCCUCCUCCCCCUCAAGCCUCCAACGUUCAAGUGCGAACACGGGCACGUGAUAUGCGGCGUCUGCCGCAAUAGCCACGCGCAGGUGUGCCGCGGCGCCGUCUACUCGCCGUGCGUGGAGGUGGACGCCUUCGUGCGCGACGCCAAGCAGCCGUGCCCGUACGAGGAGUUCGGGUGCAAGAGCGCCGUGGUGUACUUCGAGGCGGCGGAGCACCAGCGCGCGUGCCCCUGGGCGCCCUGCUCGUGCCCGGCCCCGGGAUGCGGCUUCUUCAGCUCGCCAGCGAGGCUGGCCGGCCACUUCACGGGCGCCCACGCCUGGCCCGUCACGGAGGUAAGCUACGGGAAGCCGUUCAGGGUCGCGCUGCCGCCGCCGCAGGGCUGGCACGUCCUUGUGGGCGCGGAGGACCGGUGCGUGUUCCUGGUGUCCGCGUGCGCGCUCGGCGUGGGCGCGGCCGCCGCGGUGUCGCUCGUGUGCGUGCGGGCCAACGGCGACGCGGCGGACGGGGCGCCCCAGUUCAGGUGCAGGCUCUGGGCGGAGGCCGCCAACAGCAAGGAGAGCGUGGUGGUGAUGAUGUCCAUGGUGAAGAGCAGCCGCUUGUGCGGGGGUGCUGGCGCGUUCUCGGCCGCCGACCAGGGCAUGUUCUUCGUGAUGCCACCGGAGAUCAUGGACGACGCGUUGGGCGAGACGCCCGCCGUCAUGGUUCGCAUCGACAGAGCAGGCGCUGCUGCCAGAAGCUCUAGCUCUAGGAGAGUAGCUGAGUAGGAGGCAUUGCAUGUAAUUAGGCGCUGCUGCCAUGAGUGCCUUGAACACGAGAAUGCAUUGCAAGUGCAAGGGAUCUGGGCCAUGACAUGAUGCACCACUGGUACAGAAAUACCUAUGGUACGUAACUUGUGACUGUUUGUUGGGGGAGA